AUGGCUUCCGGCGCCGUCGACGCGGCGGCGGAGGGCGUCGCCGCGCUCGGGAUCUCCGCCGGCGGCGGCGACGACGAGUGCGCCAAGCCGAGCUCCCCGCUGCGGAGGAACCUACGCCUCCUCUCCGACGACCAGGUUGAACUUGCCAAGAUGCUACUGAGCGAAGGCCAGGGCCACCUGUUUGAACACUGGCCGGAGCUGGGCGUCGACGACGACAAGAAAAGGAGCUUCCUUGACCAGGUCCGGCGACUUCAUUCAAGCUAUCCUGGUGGGCUGGCAUCAUACAUCCAGAAUGCCAAGAAGCUUUUAGCUGAUUCCAAGGCAGGACAAAAUCCAUAUGAUGGUUUCACGCCUUCGGUUCCCUCAGGGGAAGUAUUGACCUUUGGUGAUGAUAACUUCCUUUCGUUGGAAGCAGCUGGGGUAAAAGAAGCACACAAUGCUGUAUUUGUUCUUGUAGCUGGCGGGCUUGGUGAAAGACUUGGUUACAAAGGAAUUAAGGUAGCACUCCCAAGGGAAACAACCACUGGGAAAUGCUUUCUUCAACACUACAUAGAGUCUAUUCUGGCUUUACAAGAGGCCAGCUGCAAACUGGAGGGGGAAUGUCAUACAAAGAUCCCAUUUGUUAUUAUGACUUCGGAUGAUACAAAUGCACUGACCAUCAAGCUUUUGGAGUCAAAUUCCUAUUUUGGAAUGGAACCAUCACAAGUCAAAAUUCUGAAGCAGGAAAAAGUGGCAUGUCUAGCGGACAAUGAUGCAAGGCUUGCAUUAGAUCCAAAUGACAAGUACAAGAUCCAGACAAAGCCACAUGGGCAUGGAGAUGUUCAUUCUCUUCUUUAUUCAAGUGGUUUGCUUGAGCAAUGGAAGAGUACAGGGCGGAAAUGGGUUCUCUUUUUCCAGGACACAAAUGGAUUGCUCUUCAAUGCAAUACCAUCAGCAUUAGGUGUCAGUGCAACCAAGGGCUACAAUGUUAAUUCUCUUGCUGUUCCUCGAAAGGCAAAGGAAGCCAUUGGUGGAAUAACCAAACUUACUCAUGUUGAUGGUAGAACAAUGGUGAUCAAUGUUGAGUACAAUCAGCUUGAUCCACUUCUUCGCACAACUGGGCAUCCUGAUGGAGAUGCAAAUAGUGAAACGGGUUAUUCUCCAUACCCUGGAAAUAUAAACCAGUUGAUACUGGAGCUUGGACCGUACAUCGAGGAGCUCAAGAAAACACGUGGUGCCAUUUCUGAAUUUGUAAAUCCAAAGUAUACUGACUCUACAAAGACAGCAUUCAAAUCCUCCACUCGUCUUGAGUGCAUGAUGCAAGACUAUCCAAAAACACUACCUCCAACAGCGAAAGUUGGUUUUACGGUGAUGGAUACUUGGCUUGCGUAUGCUCCUGUAAAGAACAAUCCUGAAGAUGCAGCCAAAGUUCCAAAAGGCAAUCCUUUUCAUAGUGCAACCUCAGGAGAGAUGGCAAUCUACAGGGCAAACAGCCUUAUUUUAAGAAAGGCUGGUGCACAAAUAUCAGACCCUGUAAUCAGUACUUUCAACGGUCAAGAGGUGGAGGUUUGGCCACGCAUAACCUGGAGCCCGAGGUGGGGUCUGACAUUCAAGGAUGUCAAGCAAAAGGUGCACGGAAACUCUUCUUCAGUAUCCCAGAGAUCAGUCUUGGUUAUCAAUGGCCAGAACAUCAUCAUCGACGGUCUUUCCUUGGAUGGUGCUCUCAUUGUCAACUCCGUCGACGAAGCAGAGGUCAAAGUCACUGGUCAUGUAGAAAACAAGGGCUGGACUAUCCGGCACGUCGACCACAAGGACACCUCGGAGAAGGAAGAGACCAGAAUCCGCGGAUUCAAGUUCGAGAAGGUUGAGCAGCUGGAGGUGAAUUACACUGAGCCCGGGAAGCAUUACUUGAGCUCGUGAACAAGCAUAACUGGUUGCAACAUGGUCCCUGCCAAAUUGUAUCUGGGAGUAGUACAAAUGUGGGUACCAUAUAUACCUUGUCCUCCUAAUAUUGGGUGGCCUUCAUUGUGUAAUAAUAGCAAUAAGCUGAAACCAUUCUUUGAACUUGCAGUCACCGGGUAAUAAGAAGCAGAGCUGCUUCACCAACCAGGCAGUCACUGGCUCACCGCUCCUAAUGUAAAUUUGUAACUUUAUUUACUUAUAUAUAGUGGCCAUUCACCUAUCUUUGUAAAGUAUAGUAAACAGUUAAUAGUAUUUGCAUAUGGUUGGCAUCUGAGUCUGAUUUAUUAUUUUUUGUACUCAACACUUUGCACUGAAGAAAAUAAAGUUUGUUAAUUGCUAUUGACUCCUAUCAUGGAGGCUCUCA
Molecule: messenger RNA, 2305 nt
Organism: Lolium rigidum
Lineage: Eukaryota; Viridiplantae; Streptophyta; Magnoliopsida; Poales; Poaceae
Product: UDP-sugar pyrophosphorylase-like
Exons: 17
Coding region: 1-1899 (632 amino acids)
Biological process (GO): UDP-N-acetylglucosamine biosynthetic process
Molecular function (GO): UDP-N-acetylglucosamine diphosphorylase activity
Source: RefSeq, a predicted model, not a curated record